UGAACUAUGUUUGCAUGACGUGAGGCGAAGAAUGAUAGGAAAACACGAGAAGUGAACAAAAAUAUUACUGUAAUAAGAAAAUAAUAAAUAGAAGUGUACACACAAACAAAAAACAGGAAAAUCAAUUUUCGUUACAAUAAAGAAAACACACUUAUUGGGAGAUUAAUCCAAUUAAAUUUAUUGUAAAAAUAGCAAGAGAAUCACCUAGAAAACAUUGUAAAACCAAAACAAAGAAUUAAACAGAGUGGAAAAGACAGUAACAAAAAAAAAUAAAAAAAAACAGUAAAAACACCAACACAAUUAUAAAUAACAUUUGAAGCUAACAAGAGUCAUACAAGGGCAGGGCUAGACGAAAUGGUUGGUAUAUUGGACGACACCUGCUUUCGUUAUCCAUUGGGAACACGUAUAAAAAUUGGGGAAAACUAUGGUACCGUACGCUAUGUGGGAGAAGUAACUGGUUAUCAAGGAACUUGGUUGGGUAUCGAAUGGGAUGACCCUAAAAGGGGAAAACAUAAUGGUACUGUAGAUGGUAAACAUUAUUUCUAUAGCAUGCACCCGACUGCUGGAAGUUUCAUUCGUCCAGGAAAGGUAGGGCCAUGUGAAUCGUUGGAAGAUGCGGCACGUGAACGCUACUUGGGCUAUACAGAUAACGCUUUGGAUAAACAGUUAAUGCGUGAAACACAGGCAUCUAUUCAGGCGCCUUUGUUUGAAAUAGUAGGCAUGGAUAAGUUAGCUCGCAAACAAAGUAAAUUUGAGCAAUUGAGUGAAAUCAGCGUUGACAAUAGUCCCAUUAACACAGCUGGCUACUUGAAGGAGUUUGUCACAUUAACCACAUUAAAUUUAAGUAAUACAUUAAUUUGGAAUUGGGAAAUAAUAGCUGAUAUAUGUCAACAAGUACCCACACUGAAAGAUUUGAAUUUGAGCGGCAAUCGUUUGGUUUUACCCACAGAUUCACAAGUGGCGGAACUAUAUAAAGCUUUUAACAAUUUGAAAUUUAUAAAUUUGCGCAAUUGUGGCUUUACCGAUUGGUCUCAUGUCAUCCAAACGGCUCGUUUAUGGCCUAUGAUAGAAUCUCUGGGUUUACAAGAGAAUCCAAUAAGUGAACUAAGCGUUGUCAAUACUAAGGAGAUCUUUAAGAAUUUAAUAGAAUUAGAUUUGCACCGUACUAAAAUAAUGGAUUUUGACCAGGUUUGCAAAUUGGGAAAUAUCAAAACAUUAGUUUCGUUAAAUCUUAUGGAAAAUGGCAUUGAAGAAAUAAAAUUACCCGAAUGUGAAGCAAAUGUUAAAUUGGACAUGUUUAUUGCAUUGGAGCAGUUAAAUCUACUUUAUAAUCCAAUAUGGAAUGAAGCCGACGCCUUUAAUGAGUUGGACAAAUUGCCAAGAUUAAAAAUGUUGUAUAAAACACCACAUUUAAAAUCGGACUUUGAUGAAAUGUUCGCUAAAGCUGUUGCUUCGAUCUCAAAUUUACAAAUUAUAAAUAAAAUAAAUUUAACGGCCGAAGAAAGGCGUGGUGCUGAAUAUGAUAUAUGGAAAAAAUACGCGGUAGAAUGGCUGCAAGCUUCAAAAUCUCCGGAUUCUUUGAAAGAAUUCUAUAAAAAACAUCGCUCUUAUGCUAACAUAAUAAGAAAAUAUGGUUCUCCAGCCGAGUUUAUACCAAAUAACAAUAAGAAAAUCUCAAAUUUAAUUAAAAUUCGUAUUUUAAAUACACAAACUGGAGAAGUGUGGGAGAAGAAAUGUCCUCGCAUGAUUACAGUACAGACUUUGCUUGGUCUUAUUGUUAAACAUUUUCACAUGGAUUCCACCAAUUAUUCACCACAGUUGAGCUACAUUGAUCAUAAAUACCCCGACUUAGUUGUACCUUUAGAUAAUUUAUCCAAAACAUUGGAUUUUUAUUCCUUACAAGAAAAUGAUACUGUUCAGGUUAAAUGGUAAAAUCGUAAAACGAAGCAGCAAAUGAACAGUGUUAAAAAGGAACUUUCAUUUACAUCACACACAUGUUUGUCAAUUUUAUUUGUUCCGUUUCAAAUUGUUAACUGUAUUAUAUUUUCAUAGAAAAGAAAAAUUAAUGAAUUAAUGGCCUUAUAUUGUAUUUUUAUAUUUUUUUUUUACAUUAUCUUAACAUAUUUAAUUUAUUCAUAAUGAUGAUCAAUGAUGAUGAUUAUGCAAAUUUCUAAUUAUUGCUAAAUUAACAAAAUACCUAAAUAACCCAUGUUUUAUUGAAUAUACAUAAAUGAUUAAAUUUAUUUGAAAUGUGUUGUA
This is a messenger RNA of Calliphora vicina (urban bluebottle blowfly), 2259 nucleotides long. It is a transcript of the gene Tbce, whose product is annotated as Tubulin-binding cofactor E. Gene Ontology annotation, molecular function: histone binding. The record is from RefSeq and is a predicted model, not a curated record. Gene Ontology annotation, cellular component: nucleus. The transcript has 5 exons. NCBI's taxonomy places the organism in Eukaryota, Metazoa, Arthropoda, Insecta, Diptera, Calliphoridae. Bases 355 to 1932 code for a protein of 525 amino acids.